CGGUUUACAGGGGAGUUCCCACAAAAGACUUCUAUAAAAACCCUGCCAGGUCUCCACGAACAACACCCAGCUCUUCCCUUCUCCAGCGCUCCGUUUACCUGUGCAGUGACUCAAUCUCCAGCUAACCAUGUCUCAGCUUGAACUGGCAGCCAAGGCCGUGGCCGAGGUCUUCUACAAGUACGCCGGUCAGGAUGCCAAGAAGAACAAGCUGAAUACCACGGAGCUGAAGGCACUAAUGCAGAAGGAGGUCACCUCCCUGAAGGGUGCGGAUGCUGAUGUCACCAAGAUGCUGAAAUGCCUCGACGACAACAAGGAUGGAGAAAUCGACAUUGUGGAGUUUGGCACCCUGGUUGGCAUCCUUGCCAACGGGUACAGGAAGUGGAGUCGCCCAGAAGUGCCACAUAAAGACCAAACCAGGAAAGGGCCGAGUCAAACAGCCCUUCUGCUCCUGACCCCUUUAUAUUACCUGUGCAGGUUGAAGAGUGUGGCCGCGAUGUCCCAGCUAGAGUCUGCUGUGCAGUCCCUGGUGGACGUGUUCAUCAAAUACACAGAGCAGGAGGGCAGCAAGAACCAGCUGAGCCAGGGGGAGCUGAAGAGACUGAUUGCAACUGAACUGAGCAGCGGGGCGCUGGGGAAGAAGGUCGGCCCCGAAGAGGUGGGGGAGCUGAUGGGGCAGCUGGACAAGAACCAUGAUGGGGAGGUGAACAUCCAGGAGUUCUGCAGGUUCAUCAGCAUCCUCGCCAAUGGAUACUACAAGAGCAAGAAGAAGGGGAGCGCCUAACUCACAGAGACUCAAACAACCACCCGCCCACCCACCUACCGACUCACCCAAACCACCCACCUAACUACCCACUAACUCAUUUAUCCUUGUGCUUCACCUCUGCCAGACCAUAAACCAGCCUCACAGUCUAUGUAACCAGCAUAUUGCCUUGCCUCUUACAGCAUGGGCGAUUUCUGAAGGAAUACAGUUUUCUGUGUUUGUAAAGUUGCUGUAUGAAAUAUAAUGGAAAAUAAAUAAACAUGGUAAAUUCAA
Molecule: messenger RNA, 1033 nt
Organism: Polyodon spathula (Mississippi paddlefish)
Lineage: Eukaryota; Metazoa; Chordata; Actinopteri; Acipenseriformes; Polyodontidae
Exons: 6
Coding region: 128-781 (217 amino acids)
Molecular function (GO): transition metal ion binding; calcium ion binding
Source: RefSeq, a predicted model, not a curated record